This is a messenger RNA of Saimiri boliviensis boliviensis (Bolivian squirrel monkey), 1143 nucleotides long. Its product is annotated as olfactory receptor 9Q1. Gene Ontology annotation, molecular function: olfactory receptor activity; G protein-coupled receptor activity. Gene Ontology annotation, biological process: G protein-coupled receptor signaling pathway. Gene Ontology annotation, cellular component: membrane. The record is from RefSeq and is a predicted model, not a curated record. Lineage: Eukaryota; Metazoa; Chordata; Mammalia; Primates; Cebidae.
AUGGGGCAGGGGGUGGGAAUGAAGAACCAGGGGCUGAUUGCCCAUGCAGUGCUCCUUUUCUACAUAAUCAGUGAAAGGGCAGAGCUCUUGAGCACAGAGAGAACAAUGAACGAGGGAAAGAGAUUCUUCAGGGAAAGAAAUACAGGCAAAUCCUAUUUGCAGCUUCCUAACUUGCUUCCUAUUCUACAUGUCUCAGGGACCACUGGCAUCACGGCAGAGAUGAACCUCACCUUGGUGACUGAGUUCUUCCUCAUUGCAUUCACUGAAUAUCCUGAAUGGGCACUCCCUCUCUUCCACUUGUUUUUAUUUAUGUAUCUCAUCACCUUAUUGGGGAACUUAGGGAUGAUUAUCCUGAUCCGCAUGGAUCGCUGGCUCCACACCCCAAUGUACUUCCUUCUGAGUCACCUCUCUUUCAUGGACAUCUGCUACUCAUCUGUCACUGUCCCCCAGAUGCUGGCCAUGCUGGAGCAUGGGGCAGUUUCAUCCUACACAUGCUGUGCUGCUCAGUUCUUCCUCUUCACCUUCUUUGGUUCCAUCGACUGCUACCUCCUGGCCCUCAUGGCCUAUGACUGCUACUUGGCUGUGUGCCAGCCCCUGCUUUAUGUCACCAUCAUGACACAGCAAGCCCGCUUGAGUCUUGUGGCUGGGGCUUACGUUGCUGGUCUCUUCAGUGCCUUGGUGCGGACAGUCUCGGCCUUCACUCUCUCCUUCUGUGGAGCCAAUGAGAUUGACUUUAUUUUCUGUGACCUACCUCCUCUGUUAAAGCUGGCCUGUGGGGAGAGCUACACUCAGGAAGUGGUGAUCGUUGUGUUCACCAUUUUUGUCAUCCCUGCCUCCAUGGUGGUGAUCUUGGUGUCCUACCUGUUUAUCGUCGUGGCCAUCGUGAGGAUGCCCUCUGCCGGAAGCCGGGCCAAGACCUUCUCCACCUGCACCUCCCACCUCACUGCUGUGUCACUCUUCUUUGGUACUCUCAUCUUCAUGCACCUCAGAGGUAACUCGGGCCAGUCUUUGGAGAAGAAUCAGGUAGUGUCUGUGCUUUAUACAGGGGUCAUCCUCAUGUUAAAUCCCCUCAUUUACAGCCUGAGGAACAAGGAAGUGAAGGAGGCCUUCAGAAAAUUUCUCAAUAGAGUCAAGUUGUCCUAA